Messenger RNA from Ambispora leptoticha, 631 nucleotides. Lineage: Eukaryota; Fungi; Glomeromycota; Glomeromycetes; Archaeosporales; Ambisporaceae. The record is from the annotation of a GenBank genome assembly.
AUGGAAAUUAAACAAAAAGGGUCGCGUGCCUGCAGAGCUGACCAAGGAAACGUGGCGAAUCCUGAACAACAUUUUUUACCAGACUCUGCUUCGAAAUUCUCUAGAAUCGAUAAAUCGUCUCAAUUAAUUACUACUAAUCAAAAGUCUCCAGAUACAAGGCAGAAAGUGCCUAACACGUCAAAAUAUCAACUAAAUAUUCGAAAAAAUCAACAAUGUUCUUCUGUUGAUAAUCCUACAUCUUCGCCACUCCCCACUGUUAACGGCGGACUAUUAGAGAUAACCUUUGAUCAUAGUAAAGGUCAACAACUUUUAUGGGCACCAGAAGGAUAUCAAGGGAACUCAAGGAAACGCCGACUAAACGGUGGUUCAUUAACCUCGUCAAAAUCCUAUGUUCCAAGACCACCAAAUGCAUUCAUUAUUUAUCAUAAAAAAAAAUCCAAAGAACUUGCCAAAAUCAAGUCUAGAGCACGAAGUGCAUCCGAUGAACGUCACCCGUCAAAAACUGUAGCGGAGAUGUGGAAAGAAGAAUCUGAGGAAGUUAAAUUACGAUACCAAAGACAAGCUGACUUGGCUCUCGUAGAACAUAAAAAGAAAUAUCCAUAUUAUAAAUAUAGACCAAAGAAAAGAGAUA